Molecule: messenger RNA, 2109 nt
Organism: Lepus europaeus (European hare)
Lineage: Eukaryota; Metazoa; Chordata; Mammalia; Lagomorpha; Leporidae
Gene: MSLN
Product: mesothelin
Exons: 16
Coding region: 205-2052 (615 amino acids)
Biological process (GO): cell-matrix adhesion
Cellular component (GO): cell surface
Source: RefSeq, a predicted model, not a curated record
UGUCCCGGGUUUCGCCACCUCUGAGGAAGCUGCCUCCCAGGCCCACCCCUCCCCCAGGGGCCCAGGCCCCGUGUCCGGCGGUGCCGCCUCCCCGGAGUCUCCACCCUCGCAUUCCUGUAGCGUGAGCCACCCCUGCCGCCCGGGCCAAGCCUCACUGUUCCCCUGGACGCUCCUGGAGCCUGCACGGCUUCCCGCGGCCAGACCAUGGCCCUACUGACGGAUCCCCUGGGGCCCUGCAGGACCCCUCCUCACCACCGGCUUCUGCUGCUCCUCCUCGGCCUUGCAUGGGUGCCCCAGGCUGUGCAGACGCAGCAGGACACCACACUGCUCAACCAAGUCCUGGCCACACCUGACCUCGCCAGCCGUGCCCCAGGCCGCCCUCUGGGCCUCACGUGUACCGCCCUGUCGGGCCUGAGCAUGGAACGUGUCUGGGAGCUGGCCGCGGCCCUGAGGCAGAAGAACGCCACGCUCCAGCCGGACCAGCUGCGCUGUCUGGCGCGUCGCCUCAUGGAGCUCGGAGUCCCCGAGGACCUGGACGCCUUCCCACCAGAGCUGCUCCCCUUCCUCAACCCUGCCACGCUCCCCUGGCCUGGGGCCUGUGCCGUCUUCUCCCACAUUGCCGAGGCCCACAUGGGCAAGCUUCCCGCCCCCGAGCGCCGGCGGCUGCUGUCUUAUGCGCUGGCCUGCAGGGGUGUGUGGGGCUCUCGGGUGACUGCGGCCGACGUGCGGGCUCUGGGCGUCCUGGCCUGCGAUCUCCCUGGCCGCUUUGUGGCCAGCUCGGCGGACGUGCUGCUCCCCAGGCUGGCAGGCUGCCCGGGACCCCUGGACCAGGACCAGCUGGAGGCAGCCAGGGCGGCUCUGCAGGGUGGAGGACCCCCCUACGGCCCCCCAUCGACGUGGUCGGUCUCUACCCUGGGCGCUCUGCGGGGCCUGCUGGCCGCGCUGGACCCGGCCAUCAGCCACAGCAUCCCAAAGGACAUCAUCAGCGCUGGGCUGCGUCACACCUUCCCCGACCCACCCCGGAGGCAGCCUGAGCUGGCCCUCGUCCACCCCAGGCUCCGGCGGGACACACAGGAGGCCGCCUGCCCCCUGGGGCAGAAGCCCACCGUGGUGGACGAGCGCCUGUUCUUCUACACGGACUGGGAGCUGCGGGCCUGCGUGGACGGGGCCCUGCUGGACGCCAAGAUGGACCGCGUGAACGCGAUCCCCUUCACCAACGAGCAGCUGGCCAUCCUGAAGAGCAAACUGGACGAGUUCUACCCCCAAGGCUACCCCGAGUCCCUGACCCGGCGCCUGGGCUACUUCUUCCUGACCAUGAAGCCUGUGGACAUCCUUAAGUGGAACGUCACCUCCCUGGACACGGUGCUGGCCCUGCUGCACGUCAGCAGAGGCCAGGAGAUGGACGCCCAGGUGGCCGCCCUUGUUUCCCGCUACCUGCUGGGGAGGAACCAUCUGGACCAGGAGCUCCUAGACGCCCUGGCCGGCUUCCGCCCCACCUACCUGUGUGCGCUCAGCCCCGAGCAGCUGCAGCAGGUGCAGCCCGGCGUCCUGUGGGCGGUGGGGCCCCGGGACCUGGACGCCUGCGGCCCAAGGCAGCUGGGCGUCCUGUACCCCAAGGCCCUCUCGGCGUUCCGGAACGUGAGCGGGCCCGAGCACUUCGCCAAGAUCCUGCUCUUCCUGGGCGGGGCCUCCACGGACGACCUGCGGGCGCUCAGUCGGGAGAACGCGAGCCUGGACGUGGCUGCCUUUCGGCGGCUGCGGGCGGAGGUCGUGGCGCCGCUGACUGUGGCCGAGGUGCGAGGCCUCCUGGGCGCACACGUGGUGGAGCUGAAGGGCGCGGAGGAGGACAGCCCCGUGCGGGACUGGGUGUUCCGGCAGCCGCAGGCCGAGCUGGACACGCUGCAGCUGGGGCUGCUGGGGGGCGUCCCCGACGGCUACCUGGUCCUGGACCUCAGCUUCCAAGAGGCCCAUGCCAGGGCUCCUGCACGCCUCGGACCCGGAUGCCUGCUGGCCACCAUGCCGGCUCUGCUGCUGGCUCUGACCCCGCGCUGAGCCCACUGUCCAGCUGCCCGAGCCCGCGGGACUGGAGCUAAAUAAAGUCCGGCACGA